Molecule: messenger RNA, 731 nt
Organism: Vanessa atalanta (red admiral)
Lineage: Eukaryota; Metazoa; Arthropoda; Insecta; Lepidoptera; Nymphalidae
Exons: 4
Coding region: 15-665 (216 amino acids)
Source: RefSeq, a predicted model, not a curated record
GCUCUCUAGCCUGUAUGACGCGGUGCUUCGGGUUCUGGCCGCCAUCUGCGCACCACUGGUACUGCGGACUGAUCACCCGUCAGCAGAUUCUCCAACUAACCGGACGCUGUGCUUCGGGUUCUGACCGCCAGUCUGCGUACCACACUGGUACUGCGGAUCAUCUAUCUUCGGUCUGCAGGCUCUCUAGCCUGUACGACGUGGAGCUUCGGGUUCUGGCCGCCAGUCUGCGUACCACACUGGUACUGCGGAUCGACUAUCUUCGGUCUGCAGGCUCUCUAGCCUGUAUGACGUGGAGCUUCGGGUUCUGGCCGCCAUCUGCGCACCACUGGUACUGCGGACUGAUCACCCGUCAGCAGAUUCUCCAACUAACCGGACGCUGUGCUUCGGGUUCUGACCGCCAGUCUGCGUACCACACUGGUACUGCGGAUCGACUAUCUUCGGUCAGCAGGCUCUCUAGCCUGUAUGACGUGGUGCUUCAGGUUCUGGCCGCCAGUGUGCGCACCACACUGGUACUGCGGAUCAUCUAUCUUCGGUCUGCAGGCUCUCUAGCCUGUAUGACGUGGUGCUCCGGGUUCCGGCCGCUAGUCUGCGCACCACUGGUACUGCGGACUGAUCACCCGUCAGCAGAUUCUCCAACUAACCGGACGCUGUGCUUCGGGUUCUGACCGCCAGUCUGCGUACCACACUGGUACUGCGGAUCAUCUAUCUUCGGUCUGCAGGCUCUCUAGCCU